CCCUCGCCUGGCCCAGUUACGCUGCGGGUCACGCUGGGCGAAGGGAAUCAGUCUCAAGUACGUUUCCGUGCCAUCACGACCCUGACGAAAUCGCGACGAGAUCGCCCAGUGAAUCGUGUUUCCGUGAUUGUGUUCGAGAGUCUCCCCAACUUUGGAUUUUAAAAGGUGCUGUUUCCCGAUUUGUACCCAGUUUUUCGAAUAGAAUGAGUCCAAUGUCGGGCCCUGUGACGAUCCAUGGGGCACCCGAGGGCUGCUCCAGAGAGAUGAAAAAUGUCAAAGUUUCACUGUCCAACAAACCGCUCUGGGACCAGUUCCAUCAGCAUCACAACGAAAUGAUCAUCACCAAAACUGGCCGGCGGAUGUUCCCGUCGCUGCAGCUGGAGGUGUCAGGUCUGGACCCGGAAGCACGGUACUUCGUCAUGCUGGAGAUGUCGCUCUCCAGCGGGAGCCGUUUCAAGUACUCCAAGUCGGAGUGGCUACCCGUGGGCAACGCCGAGCCACAGCUUUCGCCGCAAACGAGGAUCGCCCUCCACCCGGACUCCCCCGCCCGCGGCUCCUACUGGACCAGCCAGCCCAUCCUCUUCAACAAGAUCCGCCUCACAAACAACACCAUGGACCAGGCUGGAAACAUAAUUCUCACGUCAAUGCAUAAAUAUCUGCCUUGCAUCCACAUUGUAAAGGCAUCGAAUCUUUUGGCUAUUCCGUGGAGUCCGACUGCCGUUUUCUCAUUCAAGGAGACAGAGUUCACCGCCGUCACUGCUUAUCAGAAUGAUGCUAUCACCAAACUUAAAAUCGAUAACAAUCCAUUUGCCAAAGGCUUUCGAGAAACCGGUCAAUCGAAAACAAAACGGAAAAUCAAGCUUCCAUCAGAUUUUGAUGAACCAGAACCUAAAAGAAGAGACUCAGACCGCACAAUCUCCCCAGCUCAGGAUGACAGCGGAAUCUCCUCCAUCAGCUCAACACCACCUCCCCAAAUUGAUGAUGAAGAUGAAUAUAUUGAUGUGAUUGGAACUGAUGACAGCACGGACAAAGGCGAGCCACUAUGCCAAAAUAAUGAGUCAAUUCAAUACCCAAAUGCUCAGAGGCAUAUCCUCCCCUCCCCUUACCCUUACGUACCCUACCCUUACUCUCUCCCAUAUUACCCCUGCCCCCCCACGUAUAACCCUCUAAGUCAAAACUGUUUCAGUAGGUUCAGCUAUCUACCUCCAAUCCCAAACAUACCACCUGUUUAUCCCAGUCUGCCUUAUCCAACUUAUGACAGGCCUUUCAAUACUUUGGUCCCUACACCUCAAGAAAGUCAUCGGUACUCGCCUUCCUACUUAAACCAGAAUCUGAUUGACUUACGGACAAAUGUAAAAAAUGUCUCAGAUUGUUCCUGAGCAGUUUUUGAUUUUUGAAGUUUAAUAGUCCCUUUUGAUCUCUUCUGAUGCUCUCUAUCUUUCCUGUGAAAUUUGUUUGUAUAUGGGUGUGCCUUAGUGAUUUUUUUUCACCUUCUGAUCGUUGAAUGACAUUUUUUUAAGACUAAAGGAUUUUUUAAUUUGAACUUCGUAAUACUGAUCCAAAAACUGUAACUUUUCGCAGAAAGUGAAUUUUUCCUAAAUACCUCAUCUUCCCCUUCAUUAAGAAUGAUAUCUACAAUGAUUCUCGGCUUGACAUUCAUAAAUAACAUGCAUUAUCAAUUACAAAAUCUCUGCAAAAUGUUUUCCUUUUCUCAGUUCAGUCUUUCACUUAAAUUUGAGUAUUCAGAGAUAAAUGUAUUUAAGGCUGCAGCCAUAUUAAAUUUUUUAUAGAUCAUGACGUGCAAUUUUUAGUACCUCCUCUGAGACUAACUUAGUCGUAAGAUUUUCUGUGCCAUGGCAGUGACUGCAGUGACAGCAUGUUUUAAUUUUUCAAGUCUUACCUAAGUAACUUUGUACAACCUUGAAAGUAACUUGGCACUUGCAUUAAGGACAUGCUUACAAAGGUUUUUACAGCUACUUUAAUCACUGUUAUUUUGAGAGAUGUUCAAAUGGCAGUUCUUAAAUACUAAUUUAAUGCAACGUAGAAUUUUAAGACUCAGUGGAUUCCUGCCUUCCUAUAACAUUAAACUUUAUUGCAUUUUAGACCUAGCGUUUUACAGCCAUCUUUCCUGGUCAUUGCUCAGAACCUGUCGAAAUCGGAGUUUUAAGUUUUUUUUUAAUACAAUCGCUCACUCUGAAUUUCUGGACCUCAAAAAAUAUAUUUUUUUUUACUUUAACUUAAUCUGUCUAUGCACAUUUUUCUGCGCAAUUUCAGUGAUUUGGACAAUUUAUUUUAUAAUGCAGUGAAGAUUAUGAUACUUUUUAAAUGGAGGUUUGGAUAAUCUAUUUUAUUAUAUUAGCUAUUUGUCUCUGCAGGAUACCAACAUAAUUCUCAGUCUUGCAAAUCUUGAAAGACCAAAAAUCUUAAAGCAUAAAAUUUUUUAUUGAGAUGGUGUCUUCUGGCAGAUAAUUGUGGAAUAAUUCAACUGCUAAGUGUGCGAUUUGUAUUUUUACGUUCUUUUUGAAAAUUAAAAAUUUACAAUGAAUGCUUCUAUAAGUACAGUUAAUUUUUGAAGGUAUUUAUUUUGUAAAAUAUGUGUUGUUUUAAAAGCUUUGUACAUAUUUUCUUGUAAAAAGUGUUGACUUCUGUUGUUGAGAAAGUAAAAGAUUAAAAAGUUACCUAAAAUAUGUGUCUUCUAAAUUCUUCAUUGAUA
This is a messenger RNA of Bemisia tabaci, 2713 nucleotides long. RefSeq names its product T-box transcription factor TBX6. Gene Ontology annotation, molecular function: DNA-binding transcription factor activity, RNA polymerase II-specific; RNA polymerase II cis-regulatory region sequence-specific DNA binding. The record is from RefSeq and is a predicted model, not a curated record. Lineage: Eukaryota; Metazoa; Arthropoda; Insecta; Hemiptera; Aleyrodidae. Gene Ontology annotation, biological process: regulation of transcription by RNA polymerase II; cell fate specification; positive regulation of DNA-templated transcription. Gene Ontology annotation, cellular component: chromatin; nucleus.